AUGGCCGCAACCACCGAACCGACUAAGAAGACACCAGGGGGUGUCCCGCGAGCCACGCCUGGGCGCGGCUCGCGAGACGAUAAGAUCCUCGCCGCACUCACCGACCGACUGGCAAGCCUCGAGUCGUCGCAGAAAGUACGAGACGAGGAGGAGCGCGUGCUCGGGGGCCGUGGAGAGCGGACUGUCCGCCUCGAAACUCGGCGCCAACAUGCGCGGCCGACCGAUGACGAUCGACACGAUCGAAGACGCGGAGGAGAAGGCACCGGUGCCGCGUGGGUACCAGCGCGCGACUGA
Messenger RNA from Peronospora matthiolae, 294 nucleotides. The record is from the annotation of a GenBank genome assembly. Lineage: Eukaryota; Oomycota; Peronosporomycetes; Peronosporales; Peronosporaceae.